ACGCGCGUUUGGUCAUGUUUUGAAAUAUUUUGUGCGAGUCGUCAGGGGAUUGUUGUUGUCCGUUUCCUUUGGGAUUCAGACGGAGAAUGAACCAUUUAUGCUCACCGUUUUGUGCUUUUCUUCAACAAUAAGAGGGGCCAUCUGUUCAAGACUGCACGUUUGGGUGAAAUAAUGCCAAUAGAAAGGAUUCGACUUUACAACGAUUUCAUCCAGUGAAACCUGUAAUAUUAUAGAAAGAGCAGCUGUGAAAGAUAAACACAAUGCCAACCAAAGUGCCGUUCAAAGUCAUCCAGGCCUCCAGCCAAGAUGAAGGGUUUAGUUCUAAAGAACUGGAGACCCACGCACCUACAGUCAACGGCUGGGUCACAUCCAGGUUCUGUCUGUAUCCUCAGGAGUUGGUACUAAAGCUGAAUGAACGGGUCAGAAUAAGGAAACUUCAGCUGCUUUCACACCAGUACUUGAUAGCUACCAAAGUGGAGUUCUUUGUAGGUGAAGGCAACAGAGAUUCAUUAGGAGCAUUACAUGGGAACAACUUUAGUAGAUUAGGUUAUGUCUCUCUGUCUGACAAUGAGAAGACUGGGUACAGGGCGCGGGAACUGAAGUCUGUCCAUGUGGACUGCUACGGGCAGUUUAUCAAGAUCAUUCUGCACAAAAACUACAUCAAUAGAUUCAACCUCUUCAACCAGGUUGGCCUUGUUGCAAUUAACAUAAUUGGUGAGAACAAAGAUCCUCAUGUGCAAGAAAAACCGCUGCCAACCAAGAAGAUUUCAUUCUCUGAAUUGCAGCCUGUCAGUUCUGAAUACACAGACCCUGCCAUGUGGGGGCUCGUCAACAGACCUGACUACAUCUCUCCAAUGGAUGAUCUGGCCUUUGACAUGUACCAGGAUCCAGAGGUAGCCCAGAUCAUCAGAAAACUGGAUGCCAAGAAGGCAGAGGCUGUGCGACAGGAGAGAUAUGACCAUGCAAAGAAACUGAAGCAAGCUGUGGUAGAUCUGCAAAAGGUUGGGGAGAGACUUGGGAAGUAUGAGGUAGAGAAACGGCGGGCGGUGGAGAACGAGGACUAUGACUUGGCCAAGAUGAAGAAGGUUCAGAUGGAGGAGUACCGACUCAAGGUGUACCAACAACUGGAGCUGCACAACCUGCUGGACAAUAAGCCUACCAGACCCAGGAAUGAGCCACCCCCUCCGCAGCCCAGGCCACCCCCACGUGAGCCAGACCCCCCUCCCCCUCAGCCCAGGACACCACCCCCUCCAGCUCAGGACCAAUCCCCACGCAACAGAGAAAACCCUGCUCCCAACCAAUCAGGAGAGGGUUUACAGGAGCCAGUGACACAACAAUCCUAUGAAGAGAGACCCAUCCCAACACUGAGAAAACAACCAGCAGCAGCAGCACCUGACCCUGAGCCUGACUUCUACGCCACGGCAGCCGAGCCAGAGGACACGCAGAUUUCCCCUCGUGAGGAGGAACCAGAACCCAUGUCUGAGAAGAACAUGCGGGAGGCCAGCGCUGUCAUUGACGUGUACGGACUUCCUCUGGUUGCUGGAGCAUACUCCAAGAACUGGGCCCACCGUGAAGACGCCUUGUUGAAGGUGUAUAAGGAGAUGACUGAGAUGGGAGCUGACACACCCAGGGAUCAGUGUAAAUCCAAACUCAGGGCAGCCAUCUUUCUGGUGCAGAGGUCAAUCAAGGACAAAGUCUUUGCUGUGUUCAGUGCAUCACUCAAACUUCUGAAAAUGAUCCUUGAAGACUACAUACCCAAGCACAAACUUGGGAAGGCUGACAUUACUUACUGUGUGGAUAAGACCAUGCCCAACCUGCUGGCAAAGACAGGAGACUCUGCUGCCAGACAGAGAGUAGCAGCUCUGAACUACAUCCAGGACAUGGCUCAGUUUAAGGAUGUGAAGCCCACCCACCUGGUGCCCCACCACGCCACUCAGGCCUUCAAACUGACCAUUCCGGCCAGACUGGCCCUCAGCAGGGUGGAGCUGGUCGAACGGCUACUCAAGGACCUGGGGCUGGAGAAAAACAGUGGCCUGACAGUUGACAGUGUCAUGAAGUUUGUGGUGCCAGCGCUGGACCAUACUGCAGGAGAGGUGCGCGAUGCAGCAGUGAGGGUCAUACUGGACCUGUACAAGGCUGUGGGCACACCAGUCAGGGACUACCUACCACCUGACGACCAGGCCACCAGGAAAAAACCUCUCUACAAAAACAUCUUCGACAGUUUUGACAGAAUUGAUGGGAAGCCAACGGAAGCAGAGCUCAAGGCCCAAAAGCAGGCUGCUGAGAAAAAGAAACAAGAGGAGAUUGAACAACUCCAGGCACAGAUAGCUCAGCUGAAAGAUCUCCAGGCAAACAUUGGGAAGGAGGACGAGGAAGGGGGCCCCUCAAAAGGUCAGUUGGACUUGAGCCGACAAUCCACCACCCUCUCUAACACAAACAGCAAAGUCCCCCUCGGGGACAUCAACAUACAGAUUAACGUGGUGCAGAAAGAUGAAGGCAAAGAGGAACAGAAGAUCAAACCCCCCACCACCCACUCCAAGCACCGCCCCCCUCCCCGAGAGAAGUCCACCCUCAACGCUCCGUCUGAGGCUGGGGAUGACGUGUCUUCUCUCAUGGAAAAAAUGGCUUCAAUUGCCUCUAGUAGGAGGGGUUCAUAUCUUGAGGAGGAUAGCAUGUGUAUCUUCUGUGGUGAGAGGAAUGAGUCAUUUACAGAAGAAGGGCUGGAUCUGCACUACUGGAAGAGCUGCCCCAUGCUGCGCAGGUGUCAACACUGUAAACAGGUUGUUGAGAUUGCAGGGCUGACAGAACACCUUCUGACAGAGUGUGACCAGAGCGAUAACUUCCAGCAGUGUCCCCGCUGUACGGAGGCUAUACCUAAGGAAGAGUACGACGAACACAACAGGCUGAAACAGUGUGUUGUUGCCAAGCCAGAAAAGGUGGCCAAUCACUGUCCCCUGUGUCAUCAGAACAUUCCACCUGGAGAGGAGGGUUGGAAAACUCAUCUUAUGGGGAAGGAUGGCUGCAAGAACAAUCCCCGCAGAUUGCAGGCUCUAGAGAAGAAAGGAGGAAGAGCUGGAGCAGGGAUUAAGGGGAAGGCAGCAGCCAAGAGCAGACAGCAGGCUGGCAGCAGGGUCGGGGUCAGAGGGGGGAAAGUCGGGGGGAAGACUCCCAGAGGGAAGUGAACAUGAAAAAGGAGUCCCCAUAGUUUAUCAAUGAACUUCUCAUUCACUUGGCUAUGUUUAACAUGCAGUGGUUUCAAAGUUGUAU
Molecule: messenger RNA, 3267 nt
Organism: Branchiostoma belcheri (Belcher's lancelet)
Lineage: Eukaryota; Metazoa; Chordata; Leptocardii; Amphioxiformes; Branchiostomatidae
Product: centrosomal protein of 104 kDa-like
Exons: 32
Coding region: 261-3182 (973 amino acids)
Cellular component (GO): cilium
Source: RefSeq, a predicted model, not a curated record